Messenger RNA from Lindgomyces ingoldianus, 678 nucleotides. RefSeq lists its product as uncharacterized. The transcript has 2 exons. Bases 1 to 678 code for a protein of 225 amino acids. The record is from RefSeq and is a predicted model, not a curated record. NCBI's taxonomy places the organism in Eukaryota, Fungi, Ascomycota, Dothideomycetes, Pleosporales, Lindgomycetaceae.
AUGGCAACAGUGCCCAUUUUCAACACCUACAUGCACGCCAAAAAAAUCGAGCGCCUUCUCAACAAGGUCUGUGUCAGUGCGGUUCGGCCGUCCUCCCUGCUAGUGUCACCAAGGUGUUCGUCCGCUUCUCAAGAUAUAAGCAUAUUUUGCCUAGUCGCUUGCGAAUUCGCCUUCAUCUACAGCCUGACCUCUGCAUCAAUACCCUCUUCGGACGGGCGGUUUACCAUACUCGUCUCAUCUGUCAGGCUGCCAUCUUUGAACCUGACCGAGAUCUAUUCCUACCGCUUGCUCCCGCCAGAUAUAUGCGAGGCAAUGCGUCUUUUGCGACGCAGCGAUACUGGCGAGUUCGCUCUUACUCAGUUUCGCGACGAGGUCAUCCCUCCCUAUGCGAUCCUCUCACAUACCUGGACCGAGGGCCACGAAGUCACCUUCCGCGAAUUGGAGGACAGAACCGGACCAAAGGCUGGCUACGACAAGAUUAAUUUUUGUGGACAGCAGGCUGAGCGCGAUGGCUUGGGAUACUUCUGGGUGGACACUUGCUGCACUAUACAGACUCACCACCGACGACAACGCCCUACGAAAAGGGUGGCAUAUGCCGCCGAAAAUGGCGGCAGAAUGUACAUAGCUUUUCAAUACAAACGUAUUAAUAUUUCUGUACCGUUACCUAAGAAUCCUUGA